GUGAGGAGCUGGCGAGGACCGGCCGCGGUCAUGGAGAGCCGCCGCCUCCGCCCGCGCGGGACUCGGAGCCAGCCCCGCGCCCCGGGCGAGCCGGGCUGCUGAGGCGGCGCGCAUGGCGGAGCCCUGGCGGAGGACGCUCGGCCGGCUCCGGGAGCGGCGCGGUCCCGGGGCGCUGGAGCUGCGCGCCGACACCGUGGCGGCUUCGCUCUCCGAGGGACGCCCGCCGCCCCGCGGGCUCGGGGGCCCGGGCAUGGAGCAGCCCGCGUGGGAGGCCGGGGUGCGCACAGGCGCGCGGGGUCCAGGGGCUCGCGGGGCUCAGGAGGCCGCCGCUCUGGGCCGCGCGCUCGCCCACGCCAUCCCGGGCCCCGAGGGUAGCAGCGGCGACGACGACGGGGAGGACGAGGGCGCCGACUACUACGAGAACCUGCCCGCGGGCUGCGCGCCCGAGGGGGCGGAGGCGCUGCGGGCCUCGCCUUCCCCAGCGGCGGGCUCCUCCCCGGGGGUGGAGGGCGGCCGCCUGGAGACGGGCAGGCUGCAGACCCAGUUGCGAGAGGCCUAUUAUCUGCUGAUCCAGGCCAUGCACGACCUGCCCCCUGACUCGGGCACGCGGCGGGGCGGACCCGCGGGAGCCCGGGCUCGGGGCCAGCAGCCACCUCUCCCCCACGCCGCAGCCGUGCGCCGAGCCUGCAGCCCCCGAGGCGGCGACCGCCCUUCGCAGCAGGUGUCCCCGCCCCGGUCGCCUCCGAAGGAGUCGGGGGUUGGACGGCCGCCGAGUCCUCGGAUGAGGCUGUCCAGUUGCAGGAGUCUCGAGAGCCUCCGCGUCAGCCCCCAGCCGCCUCUGCUCCAGCGGUGGGCGAGCGACAGCUGGAUCCCGUGCGGUGCGCACAGGGACAGGGACGAGCUCCCGCCACGUGGAGGUGGGAUGGACGGCUGGAGCCGGGGCAGCCACUCGGCUGCUGCCUCCGCCGCCCUCCUGCCUUCCAUCUGCCAGGACCCGAGCCGGUCCUCGGUGCGUCCCUAUAGGGAUCUUGCGGUGACCUCUGGGGUAUCCAGCAGCCAAGAGGAUCGUCCCGAGGGGCCUCCCCUCCUCAAGCCACCCGCGGUGACAGUCAAGAAGCUGCAGAGGUGGAUGUACAAAGGACGCUUGCUGUCCCUGGGGAUGAAGGGUCGUGCUCGUGGGACAGCACCCAAAGUUCCCGGAGCUCAGGCAACCUCUCCAAAUUUGGGCAGUUGGAAAGUGCAUGAAAACCACGUCCUCUCGAUGACCGCGGACCAAAGACUCACACUGACAGACUUAUUUGAAAAUGUCUAUGGCUCUCCCUCGAAGAGAAGAGAACCUGAAGACGUAAAGGAUAAUGCGGAGCUUAGAGGUCACCAGCCGCUUAACCACAUCACCGUUUCAAAGAAACGCAAUUGGCUGUAUCAGAGCACCCUGAGAUCUCAGAGUCUGGAAGAGAGUAAGCGAUGUCAAGACAGAAGGAAUUUCUGCCUCUCCCCCGUGUCUGCCCCCAAACGUGGGUCAUCGCAGCCUUUCCGUAAGUCCCCCCAGGACCGCUGCACACAUGGGACCUGUGACGCUGCCAGCUCUCCAGUGUCGGGAACCUGCUCGUUAGACUUCAGCGAGGAUAACGAUGCUGAUGACGAAGGAGAAAUAUGGUACAACCCCAUCCCCGAGGAAGACGAGCUGGGCAUAGCAAGUGUCUUGAGUCUUGAGGAGGCGAAUGCUGCCACAGUGAAGCUCUCUGCUCUCAGUGUGAACAUGUUGUCUGCUAGAGACCUGAGGAAGGCUGAGCCUCCUGGUGAAGAGUUGCCGUGUCCUGCCCAUUACCACACAGGUGAUGUCCAGACCACACACUCAAAUGGAAUUCAUCCUGUCGAUUCCGUCCAUUCUGCAGGAGGUAGGCAGCAGUUCAGGCCACGGUCACGACUCAGGACACAAGACGGCAUGAUGGCAGAGGACAGCCCGGUGUUGAGAUCUGCUUUUACAGGCCCUGGGAUCUUAGUUCCUACCAAUAGGACUGAAAUGAGAACUUUGGCGCCAUCUUCUCCAAGCCCCAGCCCUGUGAAGAAAGGCGGUUCCAUGACUUGGUCUUUGCCGGAUAAAAUAAAAUCUCCACGCACCGUGAGGAAACUUUCCAUGAAAAUGAAGAGGUUGCCAGAAUUCAGCCGGAAGCUGGGUGCCAGGGGAGCCUCGCACUACAUAAGCAGUCCGGAUGGUACCCCUUCGUUGUCCAAAUGUAACUGUCGCCAGCUGCCUCAUAGCGUUUCCCUGUCCUCUGGGAACCCAACCAGGAAUGUGAUAAGCCGGUACCAUCUCGAUACCACCGUCUCGUCUCAGCAGAGCUUCCAGAAGAAAGCCACUGGGAGCUCCAAGUAUGCCUGCAAGGGCGGUUACCUCAGUGACGGAGACUCGCCUGAACUCAGAACCAAAUCUAGCAAGCACGCGUCCGAGCACAGACUUGGAAAAGGGAGAGAAAGCACUGCAAGCAGUUGUAGCAAGAAUGAAAUAGAUAUAGACGCCUUUAGACAUUACAGCUUCGCUGACCAGCCCAAGUGCUCCCAGUACAUAUCAGGGCUCAUGAGUGUGCACUUGUACGGCGCAGAGGGCUUAAAGCCACCCCGGCUAGAUUCAAAAGAUGUCUUUUGUGCAAUUCAGGUAGACUCGGUCAACAAAGCCAGGACAGCUUUGCUCACCUGUCGGACGACGUUUUUAGACAUGGACCACACUUUCAACAUAGAGAUCGAAAAUGCGCAGCAUUUGAAACUGGUGGUGUUCAGCUGGGAGCCCACCCCAAGGAGAAACCGAGUGUGCUGUCAUGGUACAGUUGUCCUGCCCUCUUUAUUCAGGGUGACAAAGACCCAUCACCUGGCUGUCAAACUGGAACCCAGAGGCCUUAUUUAUGCCAAGGUGACCCUCAUGGAACAGUGGGAGAAUUCUCUGCAUGGCCUGGAUAAAAACCGAGAAUCAGUCAUGUUUGGUGUUGACAUUCAGAAAGUUGUGGAGAAAGAAAAUGUGGGCUCCAUGGUGCCGCUGUUGAUACAGAAAUGUAUCGUGGAAAUUGAAAGGCGGGGUUGUCAGGUUGUAGGCCUGUACCGAUUGUGUGGUUCGGCAGCGGUCAAGAAAGAGCUUCGGGAGGCUUUUGAGAAGGAUAGCAAAGCUGUCGGUCUGUGUGAAAGCCAGUACCCAGAUAUCAAUGUGAUAACAGGUGUUCUCAAGGACUAUCUAAGAGAGCUUCCUUCUCCACUGAUAACAAAGCAGCUGUAUGAGGCCGUGUUAGAUGCAAUGGUGAAAAGUCCCUUGAAAAUGUCGUCAAAUGGUUGUGAGAACGAGUCCAGUGACUCCCAGUUCGCCGUUGGCCUCCUGAAUUGCUUGCCGGACGUUGAGAAGGCAACCCUAAAGAUGUUGUUGGAUCAUCUGAAAUUAGUAGCUUCGUACCAUGAAGUGAAUAAGAUGACUUGCCAGAAUUUGGCUGUGUGCUUUGGACCAGUGUUGCUUAACCAGAGGCAAGAGACUUCGACCCACAACAACAGAGUCUUCACCGAUUCUGAAGAGCUCGCAAGUGCUUUGGAUUUUAAAAAACACAUCGAAGUUCUUCAUUACCUGCUCCAGCUCUGGCCAGUGCAACGUUUAACUGUCAAAGAACCCACAGACAGCCUGUGCCUGGAGCAGUCAUCUCUGAAUUAUCUGAGGCGAAAGAAAGAGCGACCGUGUGUAUUGAAUCUGAACAGUACGGAUUCCUCGGGGGUGCUGAGGCCAAGGCCGGCCAGGUUAGAGAGUCCACUCCGCAAUCGCUAUGCAGGAGACUGGAGCAGCUGUGGGGAAAACUAUUUUUCAAAUGUGAAAGACAGUUUCAAAGAUUUGGAUUAUGAUGAUGUUCCCUUAGAAGAUGGAGAAAAUAGAGAUUAUUGCAAAGUGGAUGGAGCAGAAGUCAUGAUUGGGCAGCAAAUCCCCAUGUCUGCAGCAUGCACAUUUCAGACGUACUUGACAGUGGAGACGAUUGAGUCCGCGGUGAAUCAGAAAGCUAACCUCAGAGAUCUGCAAGAAAGUAUCGAUACUUUGAUUGGCAAUCUGGAACGGGAGCUCAGCAAGAACAAGCUGAAUAUGAGUGUUUGAGAUUGGGGGCGGGGGUGGCUAAUUUGUGAUGACGUCAUCAAGUUUCAGGUCAAGCCUCUCCAUUUCCUUUCUUAUUCCUCUCAUGACUUUUUUUUUUUUUUUUUUAAUGUUUAAACCUUAAGUUAAUUCCUAAUAAGUUCAUGUGAUUCAAUUAUAAACACUCUUCAUUAAUAGGAUUAUUUUAGUUAAGAACUGUUAGGGGGCAUAAAGGUAACUGGGACUUUGGGGGACAUUUUAAUAAACCUUGCUGGUUGCAUGGAGGAAACUUGGAGGUGUUUCUAAGGAUCAGGGAUGUUAUUUCCCCUCGAGUCUUGGGUGCAUUGUGAGAACUGCUCUUCUGUGGUGGGGACAGAUGUCCCUGCAGAGGACCCUGCCACUCGCCAGGCUGAUUUGCAGUCAGAGUCCUUGUGCAAUGUCAUUUGGUCACAUUUCAUUUGCAAUACGAAUGCUGCUAUAAGAAAACUUUUUAUAAAUGUAAAAUUAUACAGAUAGUGAUGUAUUUUGUAUUAACAUUCAGUAAUUAUUUAAGCUUAUGAAAAUUAAAUAUUUUUAUGACUGAGAAUAUGUAUAUAUUUAUAAGUACAUUGUAUAGAUAGGUUUACAGUGAGGGAAGGGGUUGACUGUAGAAUUCCAUGUAUUUUAAAAACUCGAUGUCACGAGGCCAAAUUUACUAGCUUAAAAAUGUGUUCUUCAGGGAAAGAUUAAGUUAAAAGACAGGUUACAUAAAAACCACUUGAGUAAAAGCACACUAGAAAUGUUUAAGCAGAAAUGUUAGCCUUUCCACUUUGCUCCAUAGACGCAGUAUCCCUGGGAAAAGUCACACUUGAGGCCGAAGCCUUCAGCUACUUAGGGAUCAAGCAGCUGCACUCCUGACUGACAGAAACGUCCCCUGUCCUGUGCAUUUUUGUCUUCUGUUAUGCUUCAAGUAUUUAUUGGUAGUGGUACGCUUAAGAUGUUGACUUCGUAACUGCCAUUGCUUCUAAAGAAGUCCUCUUGCCAGGAUACUACCUGUUAAAUUUUUUUUUUUUUUUUUUAAAUUAACUUAUUUUGGCUAAGAACAUCUAUGGGAUAGUUGUUACAGAAAUCAUACUGGCAUUUGAAAAAUGUAAAUUUAGAAAGCCUUUAAAAAUUAAAUUGCAAUGUGUUUAAAAAGAGCUUUUAUACUUUACAGAAUGUGUAAUUUUAAGAGUGUGAAUGCAAGUUGAGUUACCAAGUUUAAAGUGUGACAGGUUUCUUAAUGUUUUCCUAAAUCUGAAAGUAUUUAAUGUAACAACCUCUUCUAUGUCAUACACAUAACAUCCAGAUAUUUAAUUUGAAAGCCACUAGUAUAAAGAAAAAUAACUAUUUUUAUAUGAGACUUUCAUUUUUUUUUAAACUUUGUGUAACAAAUACCAGAGACUAUGCAAUGGGUAAUAUCAUGAGUAAACAAAGUAGUUUUAAAUGUUUUAUAGGGAAAAUAUCUCUGUUUUCUUCCUUUUGUGUCAUGUACACUAAAUAAAUCAAGUAAGUGGCUCCAGAACUAUAACUUUUAUUAAAAUAUUUUAACAGUGUCA
Messenger RNA from Peromyscus leucopus (white-footed mouse), 5667 nucleotides. It is a transcript of the gene Syde2, whose product is annotated as synapse defective Rho GTPase homolog 2. The record is from RefSeq and is a predicted model, not a curated record. NCBI's taxonomy places the organism in Eukaryota, Metazoa, Chordata, Mammalia, Rodentia, Cricetidae. Gene Ontology annotation, biological process: signal transduction. The transcript is spliced from 7 exons. The coding region runs from base 113 to 4114 and encodes 1333 amino acids.